CUUCCUUGGCUACACCGAUGAGGCACUUGUGUCCACCGACUUUGAGACUUGCCCCAUUUCUUGCACCUUUGAUGCCAAGGCCGGCAUCAUGUUGGACCCUACCUUCGUGAAGGUGGUGUGCUGGUAUGACAACGAGUGGGGCUACUCGUCGCGUGUGGUCGACCUCAUCAAGCACAUGGCCAAGGAGGAUGCCAAGGCAUGAGCACAGGGAAGCACUGACACAAGCGCAGCUGUAGAUUUUCUUGCAAUGUAGAGUGCAAGUCUCACUCCCCUUGCCAUUGGGCAAAUUUUCCUCCUUUGCUCUUGAUUUAAGAGAUGUUUGUUCCGGCCACUUCGUUGAAUGUUCGCAAACAUGGGGCUGCAUCAGACAAGAGUCUUGUCUCUGUCGUGGUUGUUGUUUGUUUGUGUGAUGGUUGGUUGAGGAUGGUUGAGGUUGUGUUUAUGUUAUCGAUAAUGUUUUGAGCAGCAGGUGCCACUCACUGUGUUGCUAUCUCUUAUGUCUUCGGUGUUAUUGCUGGGAAGUGCUGGGUUGAAGAGUUCAAUCCUUCUAGGAUUCUGGGUUGAACAAAGAGAACCUCCAGCGCUUUGUUGAAGCUUUCAAUGAAGUUACUUGUCAUUGUUGGAUUUUGUGAAGAACUGCUCAGCAUUUUGCUCGGUUCAGUGUCCUUGAUUUGAUCUACUUCGUCCAACAAUGCCUUCCGUGGCGGAGAACAUGGCCCUCAUCGUUGGUGGUGCUGUGGCCGGCACAGCCUUGACCAGCGCCUUUGUGGCCCCAGGACCUGUGGCUGAACCCAAGAGUAACCUGCGUGCAGCAGGCUAUGCCAAGACUUCCCAGUCUUCUCAAUCCAUGGGAGCCAUGGCUGGAGUGGGAGCUGUGGCUGGCCUUGUGGCAGCCGGUGCAGUCGGCAAGCGUGCAGGAAGGAACCGUACCUCCAUGCAGGCUGUGGGUGUGGGAAUCAACGGCUUCGGCCGCAUUGGUCGCCAGGUGGCCCGCAUUGCCAUGAAGGAUCCUGAGGUUGAGCUGAAGCUCAUCAACGCCAGCUACGACUCGGAUUAUUUGGCUUACAUGAUGAAAUAUGACACUAUUCAUGGCAAGUACGAUGGAACUGUGGAGGCUGAUGGUGAUUCCCUGGUGGUUGAUGGCCAGAAGAUUGCUCUGUCCCACACCCGCGACCCAGCAGAGAUUCCUUUCGGUGAGCACGGGGCGGAGUACGUGUGCGAAUCCACUGGAGUUUUCCUCACAACAGACAAGGUGCAGGGUCACUUGAAGGCUGGCGCCAAGAAGGUGAUCUUCUCUGCUCCUGCGAAGGAUGACUCCCACACCAUUGUCAUGGGUGUGAAUGAGGGCACUUACGACCCAUCCAUGGAGGCCGUGUCCUGCGCCUCCUGCACCACCAACGGCCUUGCCCCGGCAGUGCGCGUCCUGCAGGAGAAGUGGGGCAUCAAGCGUGGAUUGAUGACCACUUGCCAUGCCAUGACCGCCUCCCAGCCUACCGUGGACGGCACUUCUAAGAAGGACUGGCGUGGUGGCCGUGCUGGCCCAGGCAACAUCAUUCCCAGCAGCACUGGCGCUGCCAAGGCGGUUGCCAAGGUUAUCCCCGAAGUCAAGGGAAAGCUCACUGGCAUGGCCCUCCGUGUCCCGACCAUUGAUGUCUCCGUGGUGGAUCUCACCGUCGAGUUGGAGAAGGAGACCACCUACGAGGAGAUUUGCGCUGAGAUGAAGAAGCGCGCUGACGGAGACAUGAAGGGCUUCCUUGGCUACACCGAUGAGGCACUUGUGUCCACCGACUUUGAGACUUGCCCCAUUUCUUGCACCUUUGAUGCCAAGGCCGGCAUCAUGUUGGACCCUACCUUCGUGAAGGUGGUGUGCUGGUAUGACAACGAGUGGGGCUACUC
Messenger RNA from Durusdinium trenchii, 1896 nucleotides. NCBI's taxonomy places the organism in Eukaryota, Dinophyceae, Suessiales, Symbiodiniaceae. The record is from the annotation of a GenBank genome assembly.